AUGUCAAAUGAUGCGCCAGAUCCACAUGAUACGCCAGAUUCGCAUGAUACGCCAAUAGUGAUCAAGAUUUCUCCCGAGGUCUUACUUAAUAAAAACAAGAAAACAGCAAUAGUGAAAGCCACUUGUUCAGCAGUUUGCGGUCUUCUAAACAGCCACUAUGGUGGAAUACUUAAGCUUACGUCAUCAAAAUCCUUGACACCAGCUAUGCUUGACGAACUUGUUCGAGGAAUUGAGCAAACUUUAAUCGAGCACCUUGGUUUGACUGGUCUUCUCGAAUAUUGCCAAACAGAAAUCACAGGGCUCGGUAAGGAAAUUAUCUUUACAGUUAAGCCUAGCGAUCGUGUUUGCACAGUAGAAUACAAUUUGGUCUUGCCAACGGAUUUUCUUGUUAAGCAAGUGCUUAGAACGGAACCGUUAGAAAAGAUUGCACGAGUGCUGAAACCUGGUCGGCCAUUGGUUAACGUUCACCUGCAGAACCAUGUGCUGGAAUUCGUAAAAGAAUCCAUAAUGCCGGAAGACCUGAGGGAGUCGGAUAAGGUUCAAUUUAAGAAGGUCAAAUCAGAUAAGAAUAAAAACAAAUCUAUAGCAGACCGUAUAAUUGCUAAUAAAAUAGCGCAUUACAUCGCAGCAUUCGCAAACCAUUUGGGAGGGCACGUCUAUAUUGGCAUCGACGACGAGACCUACAAGGUUUGCGGUCAAAUAGUUGUCGAAGAGGAAAAACAAAGAAUCGUUGAGAAGAUUGGAUCUGCAGUAGCAAACAUGGUUUGGCCAGAGGAACACGGCAAACCAGAGCUUGGCAAACACUGGGAUAUCUCCUUUGUUCCCGUGCUGGAUUCCAAUAAGGAAGCCAUUCCCAGCUUGUUUGUCAUCGUGGUCGCGAUAGCCUGUUGUCCUGGAGGUGUAUUCCUUAGCCAUCCCGAGGCAUACGAGAUAAACGACGGAGAGGUGGUACGUAUGGAAUUCAAGCGAUGGAAGAAAAGGUUGUUGCACGAUGCGCACAUGCGAGAUAUCGUAACAUUUUGCAGAGAAAACUCUUGGAAGAAAGUCGGCAUAUGUCGGGUUGCAGAGGGUGAACAGAGCGAUUCGGGAUUACCCAAACAGGACUGUAUUUCUGCUGCAUGCAAUUCUGGAAGUAGUUCCAUUCCAUUCGCAAUCCCCAAAGUUUCACCUCGAAAUACCAAAUGCAGGGCUUUUUGUCGGAGGAUAACGGACUACAUGGAACAGCUUAUACAAGAUGGAGACUUUGAUAAACUUCAAACCUUUGCUUCAAAAAUGUGCCUAAAGAAUAAGGUAUUUCCCGAAGCAGACAUCGAAGUAGCUGUUCAUUUCAUGCUUGCCUUAGGAGCAUAUCGUAGACGUGAAUUUGUAGAAGCAUACGAUAAAUUGGACAAAGCAAGUUCUUUAAUCACUGCGACGGGAAACGCAGGAGAGUUUGAGGUACAAAGACUUCACCUCCUUGCAUGCUUUCGCAGAGGUGAAGGCGAAUAUGAUACGAGCUACGAGGUAACUUAUGGUGGAUUGCAAGAAAUUGAAGGAAUGUCACCUGGGUGGCACACUGCUUGGGUUUUGAACGACGCGGGUUAUCUGUUUAGCAUCUUGGCAGGUGAGGAAAGAAAUGAAGAUGUUCGCAAGUCUCUUGAACAACAAGCAAUUUCAUUGUAUACCAAGGCUAUUGACCACACCUCAACGAUUAGGGAAAAGCUAAAUGAAUCUGACCAAGGUUCAGUCCUGAAGUCAAAUCUUCUUCAUCGCUGUCACCUCAGACGGGCAAUGCUCUCCCUCGGUUGCAAGCCUUUGGCAGAGGAAGACGAUGGCAAUCUAAAGGUUACAAAUGAAGAGAUCGGAGUCGCGAUAUCGAGUAUACUCGUGGUUGAAGAGAGCAGUCUAAAGGGCGAUUCCCUUACAGACGUCAACGAGUGUUAUUUGUAUUUGGUGAAGUCUGACUUGAAUUAUCGUCGAUCGCAGUUCAGUGAUGAUCACUGUGAGAAGUAUACCAAAACGGCCAGAGACUGGGCCACAAAAGCACGUGACUUAGCAGCCAAAGAUCAGUUUUGUGGAAUAUUCAAAUACGCGCAAAGUCGAAUUGAUCUUCUCACGAAGGCACAUUGUCGCAGCAGUGUUGAGGAGAAACUAUUCGCUGAUCUGGACGACUACAAAAAAUGUCAGCCGUAG
Paramuricea clavata is the source of this 2172-nucleotide messenger RNA. Lineage: Eukaryota; Metazoa; Cnidaria; Anthozoa; Malacalcyonacea; Plexauridae. The record is from the annotation of a GenBank genome assembly.